Messenger RNA from Arachis ipaensis, 1702 nucleotides. Lineage: Eukaryota; Viridiplantae; Streptophyta; Magnoliopsida; Fabales; Fabaceae. The record is from RefSeq and is a predicted model, not a curated record.
AAAAAAGUGCGUGAAAUACUGAAAUAAAAAGCGAAAAAGAAAAAUGUAUGAUUCACACGAACAUGAAUAUUGUUGUUUGAGUUCGGUCAACUUGGACUUGGUUUUGACAAAAUCAGUUCGAUGUAUAGCCGGACCAUAAUUGUUUCUUCUAAAUGGAAGUAAAGUAAUCUCCCAACUCAGAUUAAAAUAUAAACCAAACAGAUCAAUCAUUCAUUAAACCAUCUUUGAACCAAACUAUGCUGCACUCUUUACUGGCUACACAAAUAACACGCUCACUUACCUACUUCUCUGGUUAACCGGCGAUGCACACCUCCGGAGCCGGUGGUGAUGGCCGAACGAACACGUGCCACGUGGUGGCGAUGCCGUUUCCGGGAAGGGGCCACAUCAAUCCCAUGAUGAACCUCUGCAAAACCCUAGCAUCACGACAACCGAAAAGCAUCCUCAUCACCUUCGUCGUCACUGAAGAGUGGCUCGGAUACAUCGCCAGCGAGCCCAAGCCCGACUCGGUUCGCUUCGCCACCAUACCCAACGUGGUGCCAUGCAGAAGCUGAGAACAUCCCAGGAAUUUCUUCAGCUCAUUUGGCAGACAUUGAAACGGUGUUACAUCAGAAUGAUGACCAAGUCAUGCAGCUUGCAAUGGAGUGUAUCUCAAAGGUUCCAAUAGCAAAUUACCUUCUACUCACCACAGUCCAAGAGUUAGAACCAGAAAUAAUUGAUUCUCUGAAAGCUAUAUACUCUUUUCCAGUCUAUCCUAUUGGCCCUGCCAUACCUUAUUUGGAGCUAAGAGAAGAUUAUAACAUUGGUGAUCAUAGCCCUGACUAUGCAAAUUGGCUAGAUUCUCAACCACCUCAAUCAGUGUUAUACAUUUCUCUGGGCAGUUUCCUCUUAUUGUCUAGUACCCAAAUGGAUGAAAUCGCCGAAGCGCUAAACAGCAGUGGAAUUCGCUACCUCUGGGUGGCUCGGGCAGAAGCUUCUCGGAUGAAAGACAAGUGUGGAGAAAAGGGUAUGGUGGUGCCAUGGUGUGACCAAUUGAAGGUGUUGACUCAUCCUUCCAUAGGUGGAUUCUGGAGCCAUUGUGGAUGGAAUUCCACACUAGAAGCCCUGUAUGCCGGCGUGCCGAUGCUUACAUUCCCUCUUUUCUUGGAUCAAGUUCCCAACAGCAGCCAAAUUGUAGAUGAGUGGAAGAAUGGGUGGAAGGUAGAGACAUCAAAUUUGGGGAGUGAUAAGCUGUUGGCAAAGGAAAAGAUAGAGGAACUGGUUAAGAGGUUUAUGGAUCUUGAGAGCAGAGAGGGAAUUAAAAUCAGAGAGAGGGCAAGAGAACUUAAGGGUAUGUGUCACAGAGCAGUUGCGAAUGGUGGAUCAUCUGAUGGGAACCUAGAUGCAUUUCUAAGAGACAUUUCAAGGCCAUUAGUGGAUUGAAAAAUGAAAAUGCAUCUCUGCCUCCGUAGUCACAUAAAGCAAUGGUGUUAAACUAAGGUCUGAAUUGGAGACUCUAUUCUUAUACCAAUUGCAAAUUUGGAUGUAUUUGACAUUGUAAAAUGCCACACAAGUGAACUUGGAUAUUCUGUUAGCUGUAUUUGUCAUUCUGCAUUAGCAGUUUGAAGUUUGCAGAUAUAGUACAGCAUUAUGAUUUCUGUGUGUCAAUGAGGCUAAUAUCUAGACUUUAUGCAUAUACUGAUGUGAAGUAGCACUUGUACCUACA